AUGGAGAAAGAGUCAAUGUUGGAUUUUGAAGUUUGUGAUAUUACAUUGUCUCAUGACAACAGUAAGUCUGUGAACUUGUCAAACAGAGCAUCUACAUCCUCCAAAAGGAAUUCGAGGUUGGAGGUUAAAGAAGAGGUUGAUAAGUUAUCAUCAUUUUGUCGACACAAGGAAAAAUUACUGUUGUCUAUUGGUGGAAUUGUUGAAUUUCGUAAUGCAUUGUCGAAGUUUUCUAUUGAGUGUGGAUUUGAGUUCAUAUUUGUUAAAAACGAUAAAGUUCGUGUUUCCGCACAAUGUUUGUUUAGAGAGACAAAAGGUUGUAUGUGGAAUGUUCAUGGUAGAGUGGAGAAUGCUAAUGGGUUCUUUUAUAUAAGGAAGCUGAACAAUGUCCACACAUGUGGUGCUAAAGUACGUACGAUGAAUUAUUCUCGUAUGAGUUCUGAUUUAGUUGUUGAUUUGAUUGUUAAAGGUGUUCGUGAUAAUCCAUUGACACGUCCAGUUCAUGUUGUUUGGGAUUUUAAGUUGGGAAAUGGGCUGAGAUUAAGAUGGUAUGUGGAUGUUGCAAAGAGUUGCAAUCCAUGGAGUUACAUUGAGUUUGAGUGUGACGAUGAUAUUAAACGGCUUAAGAUAUUAUUUGUUGUUUUUCAUGGUUCCAUUGGUGGAUUUGAUUAUUGUCGACCUCUCUUAUUCCUUGAUGGCACAUUUUUGAAAGGAAUAUUUAGAGGAAAUUUAGUUGCUGCUACAGGAAAAGAUGGAAAUCAAGGGUUCUUUCCUGUUUGUUUUGUAGUUGUAGGCUCAGAGAAUCAAGACAACUGGCGUUGGUUUUUUGAGCAUUUGAGUACAAUUGUUUCACCAAAACGAAAUAUUGCAUUCAUGUCAGAUCGUAACCUUAGAUUAGUUGAAAUUUUGCUAAAGCUUAUCACUCUGUUUGGGAAAUGUACAUAUGCUCCAACUGAAGAAACAUUUCAUCAAUGGUUGGUUGAGUUAAAGACUGAAGGUGGGCCAAGAGUUGAAAAGGUUUUAGAUGACAUACCAUAUGAUCAUUGGAGUAAUGCAUAUUUUCGAGGGCAACGCUUUGGAGAGAUGUGGUCAAAUGUAGCUGAAUUUUUCAAUUCAUGGAUACGAGAGAAACGCCACUUGCGUAUCACAAAGUUGAUUGAUAGUGUAAGAAUUAAGUUGAUGAGGAAAAUUGCUAAGAAGAGGGGACUUGUUAAUAAAUGA
This is a messenger RNA of Camellia sinensis, 1218 nucleotides long. NCBI's taxonomy places the organism in Eukaryota, Viridiplantae, Streptophyta, Magnoliopsida, Ericales, Theaceae. The record is from RefSeq and is a predicted model, not a curated record.